UGAAUUUUCCACUCCAGCCUUGUGAGUGAUCUGGCCUCCUUCCAGGAGGGACAGCCCCUCCUGCACCUCUGCACAGGAUGGCAGCCUCGAGGCUGGUGUUGUCGCUGCUGGUGGCAGCUGUCCUGCUGCAAGUGGCCACCACGCUGAAGAUCGGUGCCUUCAACAUCAAAGCGUUUGGGGACACCAAGAUGUCCAACCAGACCGUGGCAAAUAUCAUCGUCUCUAUCUUGUCGGAGUACGACGUCGUUCUGGUGCAGGAGGUCCGGGAUGCUGACCUGAGUUCUGUGAAUGACCUCAUGGACCAGCUCAACAGUGCUGGGAGGCACCCAUACAGCUUUUUGGUCAGCAUCCCCCUGGGUCGAACCAGCUACAAGGAGCAGUACCUCUUCAUCUACAGGUCAGACAUGGUCUCUGUGCUGGGAAGCUACUACUAUGAUGAUGGCUGUGAGCCCUGUGGGAACGAUACCUUCAGCAGGGAGCCCUUCAUUGUGAAAUUCUCCUCACCCACCACACAGGUACAGGAGUUCGUGUUGGUGCCUCUGCAUUCUGAGCCCAGCCAUGCAGCACAAGAGAUCGAUGCACUCUACGACGUCUACACUGAUGUCAUCAACAAGUGGGGAACUAAUGACAUAAUCCUCCUGGGUGAUUUCAACGCUGACUGCUCCUACGUGACCAGCUCCCAGUGGCCGUCCAUCCGCCUGCGCUCCCUCAGCGCCUGCGAGUGGCUCAUCCCCGACAGCACCGACACCACUGUGGCCGACACCACCAACUGCGCCUAUGACCGCAUCGUCGCCUGCGGCACCGCCCUGCGCCAAGACAUCGAACCUGGCUCGGCCACCGUCAACAACUUCAAGAAGAAAUUCCAGCUCCAGAUCAAGGAUGCUUUGGCUGUCAGCGACCAUUUCCCAGUGGAGGUGACCCUGAAAGCCAACUGAGCCUGUCCCUGCACCAAUGGCUACCAGGACACCUCAGCACACACCUGCAUCCCUUGUGGGAGCCCACACACCACUGGUGCCAGCCAAGCUGCCCACUGCCUCUGCAAGGAGUUCUUGAGCUCUUGUGGAAGUGUUAAGCUUUCUGCUUCCAUUAAAAAUGAGCCUUUCCCUGCCUCUGCA
Sturnus vulgaris (Common starling) is the source of this 1115-nucleotide messenger RNA. Its product is annotated as deoxyribonuclease-1-like. The record is from RefSeq and is a predicted model, not a curated record. Gene Ontology annotation, cellular component: nucleus. Gene Ontology annotation, molecular function: DNA binding; deoxyribonuclease I activity. Gene Ontology annotation, biological process: DNA catabolic process. Lineage: Eukaryota; Metazoa; Chordata; Aves; Passeriformes; Sturnidae.